ACAUUGAACUCGAAGAGGUACUACGGAUCUAUCGAUUGUGGAACUAGCGACGCAAGGGCGAUACGAAUUCACCCGUCCAUUCUUCUUCGUUAUAGUAAGAGUUUGCGAUAACGCAAAUAGAUAUUCUUCCGUGAAAGCGAUCGAUUCGUUGCAUUUUCGAGCUCGAUCCCAUCCCUCCUCUUUCUAUUUCUUCGAUCCCUCUGUUGGAUUCCUUCCCAUCUCCAAGAAAAUUCUCUUCUUCUCUUCUCUGUUUUAAACCCCUAAUCUAGGGAUUCGGCGGUUGGUCCGGUCCUCUCCUUCCAAAUCGCUUUUUUUCCGGCCUGGAAUUUUGGUUCUUGUGGGACCGUUCGAUGUCUUUCCACCACCCGCUGCCGGGCUCGGCGUCGAGCUCCAGCUCCGGGCCCCACCACCUGAGUUCCCCUUUUGGGGACACAGACGUAUAGGAAGGUCUUCGUGAGGGGCCUCGCGUGGGAGACGAAGAACGAGACGCUGCGCCGCCACUUCGAGCAGUUCGGCGAGAUCCUCGAGGCCGUCGUGAUCGCCGACAAGAAGGCCGGGAGGUGGAAGGGUUAUCGUUUCGUAACUUUUCGAGAUCCGGAAUCUGCAAGAAGAGCAUGUGCAGACCAAAGCCCAGUAAUCGAUGGCAGACGGGCAAAUUGUAACUUGGCUUCACUUGGGCGGCUUGGCACUUUUCCAACAUUUGGUGGUAAAUCUACUCCAUUUGGAAGAGGUCCUUGACCUGUCCAAUCAAGCGGCUUAUGGAAGAUAUUACUGUAUUCAAUACUCUUGAGGGUGCAAUUCUCGAGUUCAUUAAUAUACAUGUUGCUUUCGCACAGCGCGCCCAAGGUGAGACCUCUACGUUGGAGCUGUCUCACUUCCACGCGGUUCAUAUGUUGGAAGCGCUGCUCCUCAACAAUCAGUUCCAUUCAGCUACCGUGAAGGGUUACCAUAUCUGCCAUAUAGCAGGACAAAGAACCACAGUGUUUCCAUAUUUUUGGCACGCAUUCUUGCCCUGAAAGUUAUCAUCUACACAUUCUAGUGCUUGUUCUGGUUGUGGUCUAUAAAUUCUGUUUCUCCCAUGGAGUGAGCUGAAAGCACAAGAGCUUGGAUUACUCUUUGUCGCAGUGUGGUCUAUAAAUUCUGUUGCCCUGCUGGAAUCUGCAGUUGCUUGUGGAACAAGAACAGAUGGUAAUCCCAAAUCAUGUCCAACAAUCUGUAGGAUAGAUUAUGGAUGUCAGCAUUGGAGUCCGACAACCCAAGUUGGGAAACUUAGUUGCAAGAUGGGAUUCAAAUGAGAUGGAUAUAUUCUGGCAUUCCUAUGGAAAGUUCAUCGUCAAUACAACAGUGGAUAUGCAGAUUCACCACAUCAGUUUCCGACAGAGUCCAAAAGGUGGAUCUAAUGAUAUCAAACAGUAUGCAGAGGCAUGGAGACCUAUCUAUGUUCAGACUCAUUUCUAAUCUGCAAACAUCAUAUCUUAAGUAAAAGCAAGCAUUUCAAGAUCAGAGGUUUAUGAUCAUCUGCACGAGAGAAUUAUCACAUGAUCGUACAUUCUUUGCCAAACCCCAAACCCUUGCGAGUGGGCAUGUUGAGUUUAGCAUAUUCAAAACAAAAGGAGCUCAAUUACUAUACACCUGGUAUGAGUUGUCUGCAGAGGCACACUAGCAUCUCAAUUACUAUUCCCCUGGUAUGAGUUGUCUCAACAACUUUUCAAGCUCAUUCUUAUCCAAAGAUUUUAAAUGGAUGUAUCGCCACAAUGCAACAAAGAUGAUCAAUCAUCCAUGUUGAAGAAAAGGAAAAAUAAAAUCAUACUUUGGAGUUGGAAAAUUUGUGGCCAUUGCUCUGUAAGAUCCUCUCAUAUCAAGCAGGCUGCAAUUCAUAGAUAACAUGUACUCUGCAGUGGGUGGCAAGAAUGAAUUACUUGUUGGCUGAACUAUCUAUUUCAGCAAACUAAACAACACCUGUUGAAAGCCAGAAGUCAAUGUCCAGAAAAAAUACCACAUCUGUGAGAAAAAGGAGUAAAAUGGUUGGUUCAAAGGAGGGAAUGGCGACGGCGGGAGGCUGACAAGCCUUCUGCUGCCAUCUAAGGUUCUGUUGCUCAUGUUGUUGAAUUCUCAUUUGGUAGGAUCAACUGAAAUAAGGGAAUUUGACUCUGAUAUCCACCAGGCCAACCUUUAUGCAAGUUCAAGGAGUGUUGUCCCCAGGCAAUCUCCCAAGCCUCCAGGAGUGGCAGCAGAGAAAAGUUCCAUAUCAAGCUUUGUAGGGUGAUCAUGGAUGCCAAAAGAUUAAUAAUCUUCAUAUUAUGAAUAUUUUAAGAGGGGUAUAGAUACAAACCAAAUUUGUCAUGGAUAUGGGUUGAGAUGGAUUCUAGAUAUGUAUAGAAGUAAUUGUUAUUUGGAUUUAAGAUAAUACGAAACUGAUUAGAAGCUAUGAAGCACAAUGUUUAGGUAAGAUAAAUCAGACAAUACAUCUAUGUUCUUCUCAAUUGUGUUUAUUGCACAGGCAAGAACAUUUCACAUCAGACAUGGACUAUUUAGGUUUCCAUAACAGUUGAUAAGAAAGGUCCAGGUGCAUCCUCUCCUCUGAAAACGUCUUGUGAGCUACACAUUUGGCUCCUCUAAUCAUUUGCUGGCGCUGACCAUUCUUCAUCUAUUGCACUGACUCGUAGCUGAUCCAUCCAAGAAAGAAGAACCACCGAUGAGGUUGGCAGCCAUCGGCUGAAGACAAGUUCUACUCGACUGCAGGUAACUAAGCUUAAAUUUCUCUGCCUUCUUGUUCCAGGAACAAACCGGAGAAGAAAAAGCCAAGUUAUCAAUCUUCGGCAGCGAAGACGACGGCCCUUCUCCCAUUGGUUGAACCGUGGAUCCGAUCACGUCAGAUGCCCCGCGCAGCGACGUCUUGGUGGGACGCAUUCGAACACCCCACACGUGCGCUACUCGGAUAUUGGAGAUCUUCGGCAUCUACCUCGGAAUCUUGGUUUCGAGUCCUCGCUUCGUGUUCGAUCAUGUCAACGGUGGGCUGUCAUAACUGCUUCUCUUCUGCUGCUGUCGUGCCACUCUGACCGAUCCUGAAGCUGGUGUCGUGUUCUUGGGAUCGAGCAAGAUGGCCUUGAAGGUGCUCACCGCGCUGGAUCACGCGAGGACGCAGUACUACCACUUCAAGGCCAUCAUUAUCGCCGGCAUGGGGCUGUUCACCGAUUCCUACGACCUCUUCUGCAUCGCCCCCGUGAUGAAGCUGAUCGGCCGGAUCUACUACGGCGACGCGCGGGCAGACAAGCCCGGCGUGACGCCGCCGGCGGUGGUCUCUGCGAUGGUCGCGGUGGCGCUGGCGGGCACCGUCAUCGGUCAGCUCGUCUUCGGCUUCCUCGGCGACCGCAUCGGCCGGCGGCGCAUGUACGGCCUUUCGCUGCUCCUGAUGGUGGCCAGCUCCUUUGCCAGCGGAUUCUCCAUCUGCCGCACCCGCGGCUGCGUGCUGACCAGCCUCUGCCUCUUCCGCUUCCUGCUGGGCAUCGGCAUCGGGGGCGACUACCCACUGUCGGCCACCAUCAUGUCGGAGUUCGCCAACAAGCGGACGAGGGGGUCGUUCAUCGCCGCCGUGUUCUCGAUGCAGGGGUUCGGGAUCCUCGCGAGCUCUGCGGUGACCAUGGCGAUAACGGCGGCGUUCAACAGGGCGACGGAGAGGGGCGACGCCGGGCCGCUGCAGACGCCGGAGUCGGCCGACUUGGCGUGGCGGAUCAUACUGAUGGUGGGCGCCAUUCCGGCGGGGUUGACGUUCUACUGGAGGAUAGCGAUGCCAGAGACGGCCAGAUUCACAGCACUGGUAGAACAGGACGUGAUGAAGGCGACCGCCGACAUGGGGAAGGUGUUGGGGGGCUUGGACGUGCACAACUUCGCGGAAGACGCCGAAGCCCUGCGCAGGUCACCCCAGCCUCGUCCUCCCUCCUACGGCCUCCUCUCGCGGCAGUUCCUGCGCCGGCACGGCUGGAACCUCUUCGCGUGCGCCAUGGCGUGGUUCCUCGUCGACAUCCCCUACUACAGCAGCACCCUCUUCCAGUCCCAGAUCUACCAGCCCUUCUUCCCCCGCCCCGAACACGUGAACGCCUACCAGGACGCCUACAACGUGGCCAAGUUCCAGGCCAUCAUCGCCGCGGCCUCCACCAUCCCCGGCUACUUCGCCACCGUCUACUUCAUCGAACGCGUCGGCAGGCGCAGGAUUCAGAUGAUGGGGUUCUUCUUCAUGGGCCUCUUCCUCUUCGCCUUGGCAGGCCCCUACGACAAUUACUGGAACCACCACACCAACGCCGGCUACAUCGUCCUCUACGCCCUGACCUUCUUCUUCUCAAACUUCGGACCCAACACCACGACCUUCAUCGUGCCCGCCGAGCUGUUCCCGGCGCGGUUCCGCUCCACGUGCCACGGCAUCUCCGGGGCCGCCGGCAAGGUGGGCGCCAUCAUCGGAGCAAUCGGAUUCCUCUGGGCCUCUCAGGCGAGGAACAAAGAGGACGUGGCCAGCGGGUGGAAGCCGGGAAUUGGAAUGAUGAACGCCUUAAUAAUCUUGGCUGGUGUUUGCAUGAUAGGAGCAGUACACACCUAUCUCUUCACGCCGGAAACGAAGAUGAGGUCUUUGGAGGAGAACGAGGGAGGGGGAAGCCAAGAUGGAGACAGCCAUGAGGACGUCGAUGGAGAGGAGAACAAGUACAGUACACCAAGUCCUCUCAGUGUUCAACCUCUAGUCGGGCAAUCUCCAUUGCAGUCUCCUGGAUAGUUACUGUGUAUCCGAUUAAGAAUGUCAUUUCCACACAUCGAGAUCAAAGAAUUGGGUCAUUGAUAGGAUCUGUGGCAUAGGAGACAGUUUUAUGUUCCUUUUUAUAUUGAAGACAACACUAGAGAACCUGUUUACUAAACAACAAUAAAAAUAAACUUAAUGUAUUGCCAUCA
Molecule: messenger RNA, 4935 nt
Organism: Musa acuminata AAA Group (dessert banana)
Lineage: Eukaryota; Viridiplantae; Streptophyta; Magnoliopsida; Zingiberales; Musaceae
Product: probable inorganic phosphate transporter 1-10
Exons: 10
Coding region: 3101-4762 (553 amino acids)
Biological process (GO): transmembrane transport
Cellular component (GO): membrane
Molecular function (GO): transmembrane transporter activity
Source: RefSeq, a predicted model, not a curated record